Oxyura jamaicensis (ruddy duck) is the source of this 4200-nucleotide messenger RNA. It is a transcript of the gene ZBTB47, whose product is annotated as zinc finger and BTB domain containing 47. The coding region runs from base 101 to 2161 and encodes 686 amino acids. Gene Ontology annotation, biological process: regulation of transcription by RNA polymerase II. The transcript is spliced from 5 exons. NCBI's taxonomy places the organism in Eukaryota, Metazoa, Chordata, Aves, Anseriformes, Anatidae. The record is from RefSeq and is a predicted model, not a curated record. Gene Ontology annotation, cellular component: nucleus. Gene Ontology annotation, molecular function: DNA-binding transcription factor activity, RNA polymerase II-specific; protein binding; RNA polymerase II cis-regulatory region sequence-specific DNA binding.
AUUUCCUUCUUCCCCACAGCUGAUAGUCGAAAAGACGACUGACUACCCUUCGGCCGAGUACUCCCUGGUGGAGGAUGUAGCCCUCCACUUCACGUGUUUGAUGGACAGACUGAACGAGCAGCGCCUCUUUCAGCCGGACCUGUGCGACGUGGACAUCGUGCUGGUGCAGCACAAGAGCAUCUUCCCGGCGCACAAGGGGGUCCUGGCGGCCUACAGCCAGUUCUUCCACUCCCUCUUCACCCAAAACAAGCAGCUGCAGCGCGUGGAGCUCUCGCUGGAGGCCCUCACCUCCCAGGGCCUCCAGCAGAUCCUCAACUUCAUCUACACCUCCAAACUCCUCGUCAACUCCUGCAAUGUGCAGGACGUGCUGAACGCGGCCGCCGUGCUGCAGAUGAACAACAUUGCCUCCUCCUGCCAGGACCUCCUUGACACGCGCUCGCUCAGCCUGGCUGCCGACAUGGCCCUGCCCGCCGAGGGCUGUGCCGGCCCCCCGCCCUACUACUGCGAGAUCAAGCAGGAGGUGGACGCCCCCCACCCCAAGAUCUACGCCCGGGAAGGCAACGACCCCUACUCGGUGCGGGUGGAGGAUGGGGCGGGUGGUGGGACGCUCCCCGCGGGGCCAGCCAAGCAGUACUACAAGGAGGAGAAGGAUGGCGGCCCCGGCGCCGUCUGCAAGAUGGAGGGUGAGGAAUCUGAGGAGGACCUGGACAGCCAGGGCUCCUACAACCGGGAGCAGAUCAUCGUGGAGGUGAACCUCAACAACCAGACCCUCAACGUCUCCAAGGGGAUGGAGGGAAAGGCGGCUGCCAGCGAGGCGGCUGUGAUGGGGCGGCCCGACGGCGAUGGGCGCGACACGGAGGAGGACGGGGAGGAGGAGAAUGAAGAAGGGGAGGAAGAGGAGGAAGAGGAGGAGGAUGCGGAGGUGGGGGAGGAGGAAGAGGAGGAGCACAGUGAGGAGGAAGACCUGGAGGAGACGACAGAAGAAGAGGAGGACGAAGAUGAUGAUGAAGAUGCGUCGGAGGUGAAAAGAGAAAAGAGCGGGCAGCCCCGCAGGGGCAGCCGGGCAUCCAAGGCCACCAAAUCCACCAUGGCCACCAGGUCGCAGGAGAUGGCCAAGGCAGAAGAGGAGGAGGAGGAGGAAGAAGAAGGGCAGCGAGGGAGGAAGAGGAAGAAGGAACAGGACGGGCUGGGCCAGAAGGUGAAACUGGAGGAGAAGCAGCACUACCCGUGCAAGAAGUGCCCCCGAGUCUUCAACAACCGCUGGUACCUGGAGAAGCACAUGAACGUCACGCACAGCCGCAUGCAGAUCUGCGACAAGUGCGGCAAACGUUUCCUGCUCGAGAGCGAGCUGCUGCUGCACCACCAGACCGACUGCGAGAAGAACAUCCAGUGCGUGACAUGCGGGAAGGGCUUCAAGAAGCUCUGGUCGCUCCAUGAGCACAACAAGAUCGUCCAUGGCUAUGCCGAGAAGAAGUUCUCCUGCGAGAUCUGCGAGAAGAAGUUCUACACCAUGGCCCAUGUGCGCAAACACAUGGUUGCUCACACCAAGGACAUGCCCUUCACCUGCGAGACCUGCGGGAAGUCCUUCAAGCGCAGCAUGUCCCUCAAGGUCCAUUCGCUGCAGCACUCGGGGGAGAAGCCUUUCAAAUGCGAGAACUGCAACGAGCGCUUCCAGUACAAGUACCAGCUGCGCUCCCACAUGAGCAUCCACAUCGGGCACAAGCAGUUCAUGUGCCAGUGGUGCGGGAAGGACUUCAACAUGAAGCAGUACUUCGACGAGCACAUGAAGACGCACACGGGCGAGAAGCCCUACAUCUGCGAGAUCUGCGGGAAGAGCUUCACCAGCCGCCCCAACAUGAAGCGGCACCGCCGGACCCACACGGGCGAGAAGCCCUACCCCUGCGACGUCUGCGGCCAGCGCUUCCGCUUCUCCAACAUGCUCAAAGCCCACAAGGAGAAAUGUUUCCGCGUCAGCAACCCCUUGGCUUCGGACACGGCCGCACCCCAGCCCGCCGCCAGCCCGGCCCCGCUGCCCCCCGGCCCCGGUGUCUCCCCGCUGCCGCUGCUUCAUCCCCUCCCACAGAGCCUCCCUCCUCCUCCUCACCUACCGCCCCCGCCUCCCCUGUUCCCCGCGGGGAGGAUAAAUUCCAAUAACAACUAGGUGCCCCCCCACACCCCGCACAGACUGCUCUGCCCUUCGGAAAUGCCCGGGGAGCCAUGGCUUCGCUUGCUCUUUACCCCCCUUCCUCCUCAUUUUGGGGUUGUUUUGGUGGGCUUUGUUUUUUUUUUUUUUUUUUCAUUUUCUUGCCUGUAUUUUUUUUUUUUUUGUGGAGAGGGGGAGCUGGGGGAAGCCCCCCGAGGAGCAUGGAUGCUGGGGGGGGGGACACCGUCCGUAAAGGUGCAGAUAAAAGGCAUCGCUCUCCAUUUUGUCCUAGCCAUCAGCCCCCGUGCAGUCUUCCACCAGCAGUCCCCAUCAUUGGGAAAACAGGGAAGGGAAGCCUCUCCCAGGGGGAUUUUUCCCAACAGGAGGUGGCGAUCCAACCCAGCGAGGGGACGGAUGCCGGCGUGCAGGUUCCAUCGGCUCCAUCCCCAGCUGGGCUACUCGUCCCGACCCUCCCUGGCUUGCCGUUUCCCCACGCAUCGCCUUCAUCUCCAUGCCAAGAGGGCUGUGGGGCACGGAGGGACACGAUGCUGCGCCAUCCGGGGUGCCAGCACUUCCGUAUUUAUAAGCAGAAAUCUAGCUAGUGGUGCUUGAAUCCCUGUACUGUAAAGCUGGUCUUUAAUCUGGCCUUUUCCCCGAGAGUUGAGGUGGGCACCGUGCAAGAGCUUUCCGCCGGCCCCGGUGGCCUGUGGCGAGUAGAUGUCCCUGUUGGAGAGCCAUCAGCAGCCCUCGCCUCGUCUUCCUGCCCUGACACAGGUUUUCCUCCCCGAUAGGCAAAAGCACAAACACCAGUGCUGCGUCCUGGGGCAUCGGCAGCCAGCUGCCCCUUUGGUUUUGGGGUUUGGGGGAAUUUUCUUCUGGUCCCAGUGAGAGCUGGCUUUUUGGGGGUGCUCUGGAGUUUGCAGGGUGGCUUUGGAGGAGCUCAAAUGGCCUCGGGACUGGUGGGAGGGUGGCUCCGGGAUGGAGGAGCGGGACGCAGCCCGUUCUUGGCAGAAUCAGCCCAGAAUAGUGCCUUAACAAUUCGAAUAAACCCCUGACCCAUGGGGGAGCUCCAGGCUGGGAGCUGUUGGGUCUCAUCCCAAGGAUUAGAGCCUGGUCAGCCUGAUGACAUCCCGUCCUCCAACUUCUUGCCGUGCCAGGAAAGCCCACGUUGCUCUACCAAGCUUCACCUCCCCGUAGGGUUGGCAGCCCCUCGGGGGGACCGGAGGGGACCGAUGUGCCCGUGUUGUCCCGAAAAGGGCUGUGGUUGGCUCAGCGAUGCCCCACGGACGGGUUAGCACCUCUCUGGCCACCUUGUCCUUGAGUGUUCCUCUCCCAGUGAGCUGAAUGAUGUUGAAGUUGAGCUGGUCUUGGAUUUCACUUAUUCAGGCUGGCUUCGUGCCAGCGGGGGAGAAGAGGAAUCGUGGUGGGGAGCGGCAAAGCCAGGGAGGUUUUGCUGUUUUUUUUUUUUGUUGUUGUUGUUGUUGUUUGUUUGUUUUGUGUUUUUUUUCUCACAUGCCUGGGGUCCAAGCUGGGUCUCUUGCUGCUGUGAUUUACCUUGGGGUGUCACAUGUUGAUCUGACCACAGCUCUGUGGUCUCUCUGCCCGGGAAGGUGUUCCCAUUCUGGGUCGGGGUGAGCUGGGAGCACCGCAGAGCCCCCAGCCUGGGCAGAGAGGUGCUGGGCAAGAACUGGGGCUCGUUGCAGCUGAUGCCUCGUUGCCCAGGCCAGCAGAUGUGUGUGGAUGUGAUCAAGUCGUGGAGGAGGUGCUGAGGAGGUCUGAUGGUGGUUAAGGAGGGAGAGAGGACACUGCAGGAGCCCUUUCUUGUUUGCACCUUGGUCUGGGCAGUGUUGGGGUGCUGGGGAGGGUGAUCCACGCCUGGCUCUGCGCGAAGUCUUUGUGCUUCGUCUUCUGGACCAAGCCAGCAAAGCACUUGGGCACCUCUGAACCUGUCCCUGCGGAGCCAGGAGGGCUCAUCCAGGUGCUCGGGAGCUCUGCUGGAUGGGGUUGUGCAGGGGCAGCAGCCUGACUGGGACAGGGGAGCACCCGCUGUCCUCGAG